This is a messenger RNA of Acipenser ruthenus (sterlet), 3417 nucleotides long. RefSeq names its product procollagen galactosyltransferase 2-like. Bases 127 to 1971 code for a protein of 614 amino acids. Gene Ontology annotation, molecular function: procollagen galactosyltransferase activity. The record is from RefSeq and is a predicted model, not a curated record. NCBI's taxonomy places the organism in Eukaryota, Metazoa, Chordata, Actinopteri, Acipenseriformes, Acipenseridae. The transcript has 12 exons.
UGUCACGCCUCCUGAAGCAACACCGGCAGCGUGCCCUGCUGGGGGUAAAGCCGGCCCCUCGCCUCAGAGGCGCUCCUGAGACUCACUCGCACUCUGCACUCAGAGUCGAGCGGAGCGCUGGGGAACAUGGCUGCACACACAGCUCUCACUUUCGGGACUAUUUUCACCUUUCUCUCGGUCCUCCUGUGCGGGACCACUGCAGAGCUGGUGACCGUGGUGGGGGAGAAAGUUGUACCGGAAUCUGCGCUCCAAAAACCCAAAAUCUUAAUAGCGAUUAUCGCGAGGAACAGCGCCCACAGUUUGCCCUUCUACCUGGGCUGCAUAGAGAGGCUGGACUACCCGAAGGACCGGCUCGCUAUCUGGGCGGCCACAGAUCACAACAUCGACAACACGACGGCGCUCCUGCGCGAGUGGCUGAGGAACGUGCAGGAGCUGUACCACUACGUGGAGUGGAGACCCAUGGAGGAGCCACAGUCCUACACAGAUGAGAUGGGUCCCAAGCACUGGACUAGCUCGCGGUUCAACCAUGUCAUGAAGCUGAGGCAGGCGGCACUGAAAGCAGCACGACAGCGUUGGGCAGACUACAUACUGUUUGCAGAUGCCGAUAACUUGCUGACCAACCGGCAAGUCCUGAACCUGAUGAUCGCAGAAAACAGGACCAUCGUGGCGCCAAUGCUGGAGUCUCGCUCCCUCUACUCCAACUUCUGGUGUGGGAUCACCCCCCAGGGCUUCUACAAGCGCACCCCGGACUACCUCCCGAUCCGGGAGUGGAAGAAGCUGGGCUGCUUCGCGGUGCCAAUGGUCCACUCCACCUUCCUGAUCCACCUCCAGAGAGAGGCCACGCACAGCCUGGCCUUCCACCCCCCCCACCCCGACUACACCUGGGCCUUCGAUGACAUCAUGGUCUUCGCAUUCUCUGUGCGGCAAGCAGGAAUCCAGAUGUACCUCUCUAACAGAGAGCACUAUGGGUACCUGACCAUCCCUCUGAAGGCCCAGCAGACCCUGCAGGAUGAAGUGGACAGCUUCGUCCACGUCCAGAUCGAGGCUAUGAUCGACCGCCCUCCCAUUGAGCCCUCACAGCACCUGCACCUCCCCGCCAAGAGACUGGACCGGAUGGGCUUCGAUGAGAUCUUCCUGAUCAAUCUGAAGCGCCGCAGGGACCGGCGGGAGAGGACUGUGCGCAGCCUGGAGGCUCAGGGGAUCAGCGCCACCGUCACUGACGCUGUGGACGGGAAGGCUCUCAACACGUCUCAGCUGCAGGCUCUGGGGAUCGAGAUGCUGCCCGGGUAUGAGGACCCCUACUCCCGGAGGGUGCUGACUCGGGGGGAGAUCGGCUGCUUCCUGAGCCACUACCACACCUGGAAGGAGACAGUGGAUCGAGGCUUGCAGAGUGUGCUGGUCCUGGAGGAUGAUGUGAGAUUCGAACCCCAGUUCAAGAAGAAGAUGAUGUUAAUGAUGGCAAACAUUAAGGGGGCCCAGCUGGACUGGGAUCUGAUCUAUGUGGGACGGAAGCGCAUGCAGCUGGAGCGUCCUGAGCAGGCCGUGGCGGGCGUGCCGAACCUGGUGGAGGCCGAUUACUCAUACUGGACUCUGGGCUACGCACUCUCCCAGCAGGGGGCGCUGAAGCUGCUGCGGGCCGAACCCUUGGGGAAGAUGCUGCCUGUCGACGAGUUCCUGCCCGUCAUGUUCAACAAGCACCCCGUUAAGAAGUACAUGGAGCACUUUGAGCCGAGGGAGCUGCUGGCGUUCUCCGCGGAGCCCCUGCUGCUGUUCCCCACUCACUACACGGGCGAUGCCGGCUACGUGAGCGACACGGAGACCUCCACCAUCUGGGACAACGAGGGGGUGGAGACGGACUGGGACCGGCAGCACUCUCAACGCUCACGCAAGGCCAGGCAGCAGGGCCACAUCAGCAGCGCGGGGCAGAACCGCGUGGACAGCGCAGGGGCCACGGCCAGGGACGAGCUGUGAGGGACCCCAACCCUGCUGUCCUGAGACGAGAUGUGUCCGUCUCUCUACACACGUUUACAGCUGCUCCACAGACUGACUGUUCAACUGUAAUCUUCAUCUGAAAUGAAUUUCAUUUAAAGGGGGGGGCAGAUUCAGCUGGUCUCAGAACUCUGUCAAGCCGGGUCUUAAAGGAUCCAAGUGAUUCUGACUAGGCAGCCCAUUCCAUCCCCUCACCACUCUCUGUGAAGACGCGUCUCCUUCCCUCUGUCUCCUCUGUCUGUCUCCACACUGUGUUCCUCUGGUCCUGGUUUCUGUGCUUAAAGCAUUGGCUCAGGUUCUGCCCCCUGAUUCCUCUUUGUUCCAGGUUAAACAGACAGUUCUUUCAGCCUGUAGUAGCAGGAGUCUGAAUGAAUGCUCAGCUCAGGCCCCGCUCCUCCACCCUGCUGUAUGAAUGAAUGCUCAGCUCAGGCCCCGCCCCUCCACCCUGCUGUAUGAAUGAAUGCUCAGCUCUGGCCCCGCCCCUCCGCCCUGCUGUAUGAAUGAAUGCUCAGCUCUGGCCCCGCCCCUCCACCCUGCUGUAUGAAUGAAUGCUCAGCUCUGGCCCCGCCCCUCCGCCCUGCUGUAUGAAUGAAUGCUCAGCUCUGGCCCCGCCCCUCCACCCUGCUGUAUGAAUGAAUGCUCAGCUCAGGCCCCGCCCCUCCACCCUGCUGUAUGAAUGAAUGCUCAGCUCUGGCCCCGCCCCUCCACCCUGCUGUAUGAAUGAAUGCUCAGCUCAGGCCCCGCCCCUCCACCCUGCUGUAUGAAUGAAUGCUCAGAUCACAGCUGUCUGUGCCCCCCCCCCCACCAUCAUGUGUCCAGCCCACACCUGAAAUGAAAGUUGAUGUGUAUAAAAUAGUGAUGAAUUGUAACAGAAGUAAUUUAUGAGUCUAUAAUUGUGAUGCCUUUACUGUAAUGAUUGCUUGGAGUUGUUCAGAUGAACUGAGUUUACAAAGCUGCACGGAGAUGACAGUGCAGGCCGUCUCAGUAAAGUGCUGCUGCACAGACCCUCGCCCUGUGUCUUUAUCUCUUCAUCCCCGAGCGCUGUGCUUUACAAUGCUUCACCAUACUUCUGUGCUUUACAGUGCUUCCCUAUGCUUUACCAUACCUCUCUGUGCUUUACAAUGCUUCCCUAUGCUUUACCAGACCUCUCUGUGAUUUACAAUGCUUCCCUAUGCUUUACCAGACCUCUCUGUGCUUUACAAUGCUUCCCUAUGCUUUACCAGACCUCUCUGUGCUUUACAAUGCUUCCCUAUGCUUUACCAGACCUCUCUGUGCUUUACAAUGCUUUCCUAUGCUUUACCAGACCUCUCUGUGCUUUACAAUGCUUCCCUAUGCAGUUGAACCCCUCUGGAAUGCAGUGAAACCCAAUGCCCUGGGGAGCCGAACACACUAGUUAAUUAUAGGAACAGGACUUUUCAUUCCUGGAGG